CAGUUGAAGCUCUGGAGUAAACUCGAUGCGCACGUACGAUUUCGAUUUCUUUGCCCGCUAGUGAUGGAAUCCAGGUCUAUAGGGACCGUUUCAGAAAGCCAACUGGAUCAUCUUUUUCGGCCCCUUCAGAUUUGUGUACAGCAACCAAUGGACAACCUGACAUUCACAAACAGCAUUCUCCUCAUGGAGGGACUGAAAGUUACACCUCAGUCAUCUCAGCCUGUUUUCAUCCUCCUUCUCUUGACUUAUGUCUUUACAAUGGUAUCAAACAUUGGACUUAUAUUUCUGAUCUCAACAGAGAAGAAUCUGCAUGACCCAAUGCAUUUUCUGUUCUGCAACUUGCCACUGAAUGACAUACUAGGAACCACUGUCAUUAUGCCACGCUUGCUGCAGGAUAUUUUAAAGGACACCUCAGAGCGCUAUAUAUCAUAUGCAGAGUGUGUUAUUCAAGCUUAUUUUGUGCAUGUAUUUACAGCAGCAUGUCACUAUGUGCUGAUGAUCAUGGCCUUUGACAGAUAUGUGGCUAUAUGUAAUCCAUUGCGAUACACAUCUAUAAUGACCAAUAAAAUGGUUAUUAAAUUAUCAGCAUUUGCUUGGGGCCUGGCAAUUCUUUUAGUGACAAUUAUGAUAGGACUCACUCUGCGUCUGUCUCGCUGUAGGUAUAAAAUUGAAAACCCUUUCUGUGACAAUGCCUCACUGUUUAAACUGUCCUGUGAAAAUGUAGUCAUAAAUAAUGUGUUUGGACUUGUUUAUACUAUCGUUGUACUCAGUCUGUCAGCGAUGUGUAUUUUCAUAACAUAUGUCAAGAUUGCUACUGUAUGCAUAACCAGCAAAAACAAAGCACUCAACAGCAAAGCCAUAAAAACCUGCAGCACUCAUUUAGCUGUUUAUUUAAUCAUGUAUGUUUCUGGAGCUACUUUUAUUUUACUUCAUCGUUUUCCUGAAUACUCUGACAGCAGGAAACUAGCUAGUAUAAUGUUUCACAUUGUACCACCGGGAUUAAAUCCCUUAGUAUAUGGUUUACAAACCAAAGAGAUAAGACAAAAGAUUGUAAAACACUGGUGUAGAAAAAAGUGAAUUCCUCAGUGGAUUAUCUAUCUUCAUAACAUAGUCAAUAUUAUUUUAAUGGAUUUUGAGUGUGUGAAAAGAAUAUUUAAUAAUAUUUAGCUAAGAAUAACUAGUACUGUAACACUGCAAACACUGUAACUGUUCUGUACUCAAAUCUUUUUCAGUAUUUCUCAGUUGUUUGUAUGAGAAUUAUUGACUUAAAAUUUGAACUAAUUUAAAUUAAGUUGUAAGCUCAUAUUACCAGGAAAAUAAAAAUAAUAAUAAAAAAUAAAUAAAUAAAUAAAAAAAUGACGAGAAAAGAGCACAUGUUUAUUUUGGUUCACUACAAGAACAAUAAGACUUUAAAAUUCUUUGAAUAUAGAACAAAAAGGCACAAAUGUGCAUAGGAUGCAAGAAAGCUGGGUUAGCAACAAAACCUAGGUAAAAAAAAAAAGAAAAAAAAAAAGCAGGUGUUAAUAGCCUAGAUAACCCACUCCACAUCCAUGAAAACAAUUCAUGUGUUCGCCUGCCCAUUCAAAAAAAAAAAUAAAAUAAAAUAAAGUGUUGGAUUAACUUAUUUCUUUUAUGUUUUCUCAACAUAAUUUAUCUACGUUCUGGUUGCCUAAUUUAUGUAUGUCAAAUGAACAUGAUUUUUAUAUGUUGUAUUUGCCUAAUUUAUGUAUGUCAAAUGAAUAUGAUUUCAAAUGAUAUAUGUUGUAUUUA
Molecule: messenger RNA, 1770 nt
Organism: Ctenopharyngodon idella (grass carp)
Lineage: Eukaryota; Metazoa; Chordata; Actinopteri; Cypriniformes; Xenocyprididae
Product: olfactory receptor 146-like
Exons: 2
Coding region: 64-1077 (337 amino acids)
Biological process (GO): G protein-coupled receptor signaling pathway
Cellular component (GO): membrane
Molecular function (GO): G protein-coupled receptor activity; olfactory receptor activity
Source: RefSeq, a predicted model, not a curated record